Molecule: messenger RNA, 6873 nt
Organism: Egretta garzetta (little egret)
Lineage: Eukaryota; Metazoa; Chordata; Aves; Pelecaniformes; Ardeidae
Gene: ABCC4
Product: ATP binding cassette subfamily C member 4
Exons: 31
Coding region: 1-3933 (1310 amino acids)
Biological process (GO): transmembrane transport
Cellular component (GO): plasma membrane
Molecular function (GO): ATP hydrolysis activity; ATP binding; ABC-type transporter activity
Source: RefSeq, a predicted model, not a curated record
AUGACAGCUCGACAGUUGGGUUGCUUUGAAAUACAGUGGGAGAAGGCGUGCAGAGCGAAACGGGAGAGCUUCAGGUGGCUGAAUCCCUUAUUUAUUAUUGGCCAUAAACGGAAGCUUGAAGAAGAUGACAUGUAUAAAGUGCUGCCAGAGGAUUCCUCGGAGAAGCUUGGAGAGGAAUUGCAGUGGUACUGGGAUAAAGAAGUGCAAAAAGCAAAAAAGAGAGGAAAACAGCCACAUUUAACAAAAGCCAUUAUUCUUUGUUACUGGAAAUCCUAUUUAGUUUUUGGAAUUUUCACAAUGAUUGAGGAAACCCUCAAAAUAAUUCAGCCAAUAUUUUUGGGAAAAAUUAUUAAUUAUUUUGAAAACUAUGAUUCCUCAGAUGAAGUACCUUUGAAUUUUGCAUAUUGCUACGCAGCUGCUCUGUCUGUGUGCACGCUUAUUCUAGCUAUAAUGCACCACUUAUACUUCUAUCAUGUACAGCGAGCUGGCAUGAAGCUGAGGGUAGCUAUGUGCCAUAUGAUUUAUCGGAAGGCACUUCGUCUCAGUAACGUAGCUAUGGCAAAAACUACCACUGGUCAAAUAGUAAAUCUUCUGUCAAAUGAUGUGAACAAAUUUGAUCAGGUAACAAUUUUCUUGCACUUCUUGUGGGCUGGACCAAUUCAAGCUGUAGCAGUAACAGUCCUUCUCUGGAUGGAGAUAGGCCCAUCAUGUCUUGCAGGAAUGGCAGUUCUGAUUAUUCUUCUUCCUAUCCAGACCUGCAUUGGGAGACUUUUUUCUUCCCUAAGAAGCAAGACAGCUGCCUUAACAGAUGUCAGGAUAAGGACCAUGAAUGAAGUCAUAAGUGGUAUGAAGAUAAUAAAGAUGUAUGCUUGGGAAAAGUCAUUUGCAGAACUUGUGAAUGGUUUAAGAAGGAAGGAGAUUGCCAUGGUUAUGAAAAGCUCCUACCUUCGAGGACUGAACUUAGCCUCUUUCUUUGUGGCAAGCAAAAUAACAGUGUUCAUGACUUUCAUGGCAUAUGUACUACUUGGCAACGUUAUCUCUGCAAGUCGGGUGUUCGUUGCAGUGUCCCUGUACGGUGCAGUAAGACUGACAGUAACUCUCUUCUUCCCUGCGGCUGUUGAGAGAGUAUCCGAGGCAGUGGUUAGCAUACGACGAAUCAAGAACUUUCUGAUACUUGAUGAGGUCUCACACUUCAAGCCACAACUGCAUGGUAAUAACGAGAAUGCCAUUCUUCAUGUUCAGGAUUUGACUUGCUCUUGGGAUAAGAGUUUAGAAAGCCCAGCACUUCAACAACUUUCAUUUACUGUCAGACGAGGGGAAUUACUGGCUGUGAUUGGUCCUGUAGGAGCUGGAAAAUCUUCACUUUUAAGUGCUGUGCUUGGUGAGCUGCCUAAAGAUAAAGGUUUGAUAAACGUUACUGGAAGAAUUGCCUAUGUUUCUCAGCAGCCUUGGGUGUUUUCUGGUACAGUAAGAAGUAAUAUACUGUUUGACAAGGAAUAUGAGAAAGAAAAAUAUGAAAAAGUUUUAAAAGUCUGUGCUCUUAAAAAGGACUUGGAAUUAUUGGCAAAUGGUGACCUAACAGUAAUAGGAGAUCGUGGAGCUACGCUGAGCGGGGGACAGAAGGCCCGUGUAAAUCUGGCCAGAGCUGUGUAUCAAGAUGCAGACAUCUAUCUUUUGGAUGAUCCACUGAGUGCAGUAGAUGCUGAAGUUGGAAGACAUUUGUUUGAAAAAUGUAUUUGUCAGGCUUUACAUCAGAAGAUCUCUGUUUUGGUCACUCACCAGUUGCAGUAUCUCCGUGCUGCAAAUCAGAUUCUAAUUUUAAAAGAUGGUAAAAUGGUGGGGAAAGGUACCUAUUCAGAGUUCCUGAGAUCUGGCGUCGACUUUGCUUCCCUUUUGAAAAAAGAUGAAGAGGUAGAACAGCUGUCAGUUCCAGGAACCCCCAACCUGAAGUCUGUCCGGAGCCGAACCUUCUCAGAGUCCUCUGUCUGGUCCCAGGAUUCUUCUGUCCACUCACAGAAAGACGGAGCAGUGGACCAACCACCUGCUGAAAAUGCACUGGCUGCAGUGCCAGAAGAGAGUCGCUCUGAGGGAAAAAUAAACUUUAAGGUUUACAGAAAAUAUUUCACUGCAGGUGCAAACUACUUUGUGAUUUUUAUACUUUUAAUAUUCAAUAUUUUGGCACAGGUGGCAUAUGUGCUCCAGGACUGGUGGCUUUCUUACUGGGCAAAUCAUCAAGAAAAGUUGAAUGUCACAACAAAUGGAAAUAAUGGAGCAAAUGAGACUGAACAUCUAGACCUUAACUUUUAUUUGGGAAUUUAUGCAGGUUUAACGGUGGCUACAAUACUGUUUGGCAUAAUAAGAAGUCUUCUGGUGUUUCAAGUUCUUGUUAAUUCUGGUCAGACUUUGCACAACAAAAUGUUUCAAUCCAUUUUGAAAGCUCCUGUCUUGUUUUUUGACAGAAAUCCUAUAGGAAGAAUCUUAAAUCGUUUCUCCAAAGAUAUUGGCCACCUGGAUGACUUGCUUCCAUUGACGUUUUUGGACUUUGUGCAGACUCUCCUACAGAUUUUUGGUGUGGUGGCUGUGGCUGUGGCAGUGAUUCCUUGGAUACUCAUCCCCUUAAUUCCACUAUUUGUUCUUUUCAUUUUUCUUCGACGAUAUUUCUUAGACACUUCAAGAGAUAUUAAACGUCUAGAAUCCACAACUCGAAGUCCAGUGUUCUCCCACUUGUCGUCGUCUCUCCAGGGACUUUGGACUAUUCGGGCUUUGAAAGCAGAGGAAAGAUUUCAAAAAUUAUUUGAUGCACACCAAGACCUCCACUCAGAGGCCUGGUUUCUAUUUUUGACGACCUCGAGGUGGUUUGCUGUGCGCCUGGAUGCUAUCUGUGCCAUUUUUGUUAUAGUGGUUGCUUUUGGUUCCCUGCUUCUCGCCAAGACUUUGAAUGCAGGGCAGGUUGGUUUGGCGCUAUCCUACGCAAUCACCCUCAUGGGAACAUUCCAGUGGGGUGUUAGACAAAGUGCUGAAGUUGAAAACCUGAUGAUAUCAGUAGAAAGAGUAAUGGAAUACACGGAACUUGAAAAAGAAGCUCCUUGGGAGACCAACAAGCAUCCACCACCUGAGUGGCCAAGCCAAGGAAUGAUAGCCUUUGAAAAUGUUAACUUCACGUACAGUCUAGAUGGACCUUUGGUGUUAAGACAUUUGUCUGUUUUAAUUAAACCCAAAGAAAAGGUUGGAAUAGUGGGAAGAACUGGAGCUGGGAAAAGCUCUCUGAUAGCAGCCCUCUUUCGCUUGGCGGAACCCGAAGGCAAGAUUUGGAUUGAUAAGUACUUGACGUCAGAGCUAGGACUCCAUGACUUGCGGAAGAAAAUUUCAAUUAUACCUCAGGAGCCUGUUUUAUUCACUGGAACUAUGAGGAAAAACUUAGAUCCUUUCAAUGAAUACACCGAUGAAGAGCUGUGGAACGCCUUGGAAGAGGUGCAACUGAAGGAGGUUGUAGAAGAUCUACCUAAUAAAAUGGAGACUCAGCUGGCAGAAUCUGGGUCUAAUUUUAGUAUCAUCGAUGAAGCAACAGCAAAUGUGGACCCAAGAACAGAUGAGUUCAUUCAAAAGACGAUCCGUGAAAAGUUUGCUCACUGCACAGUGCUGACCAUUGCACACCGCUUGAACACCAUUAUUGACAGCGACAGGAUUAUGGUUUUGGAUGCAGGGAGACUGAAAGAAUAUGGUGAACCUUACAUUUUGCUGCAAGAACAAGAUGGCUUGUUUUACAAAAUGGUGCAACAAGUGGGCAAGACUGAAGCAGCUUCUCUGAUUGAAACAGCAAAACGGGUGUACUUCAGUAAGAAUUACCCAGAAGUUGUUCAGAAUGGUCAAGUUGCCACAGACUCCUCCUUGGAUCCUUCCUCGGCAUUAUGCAUAACCGAAACUGCACUGUGAUUCCUAAUAACCCUAACUGUUUUCCACAGAAUGUAAACCUGAGGUCAUCUAAACUCAGUGACGAUGUUUGCGAGUGUCAACGGAAGAGGAAAGGGAGGGGGCAGUUCUUUGCACUGGACAUCCUUCCUAUUUAAUACUGAGAAGAAAAUUUUUACUGUCCCUCUUUCUUUAAUUUCAGUGCAAUAUGUUUUUCUUUCCAACUAAUUAUGUUUGUUUUGCUAAGGAAAUUAGGCAGACUCAGUUUUUAUUUGGAAGUUAUGUGGUAGAGAUCUCUUUUAUUUAAACAGGUGCAGGACACCUAACAGGUCUAGGGUGCAUAUUUGGAGCUUACCAAAAAAAAUCGAACAUGUCCUUUUUCUCUUUUGAAAAUACUUUGAGAGCAGGCAAAACCAAAAUUUUUUCAGUGUCACUUGUAGCAUGACAGCUAUGCCUAAGCAGGGGAUUUGGUAGUGUACAACUGAGUUGUCUUGCGCUGCUCUCUUUCUACCUGUCAUAAGUAGCUAUGCAGGUUGGUAGAAAAGAGAAUUGAACCAGCCAAAAAUACUUUUUGAUAGCAAAAAGUACUAUAUCCUUAUUUUUUUGAUAAAUAGUUCAAGUAAUGCUGUUCAAGAUGAAUGUAAAUAUUAGUUUUAUUUUGCUAAAAUCCAAAUGCUGAAAAAUCAAUCUCAGUCUUCUGUACUUUAGAAGAAAAUUACCACAUUUGCACUGAAGAAAUAUUUAAAUAAUUUAACAUACAUUCCUCUUUUUAUCCAGGUUAUCAAAGAAAAAAAGGUAUUAAAAUAACUUGAGGAAACGUUUGAAUUACAUGUCAUUAUACCUAAAUACCGUGUAGUACAAAGUUAUCUUCAACACAACACAUUGAAAUGUAUACAUUAUUUGCAUUUAUUGUGCCUUAAUAUUUGUGCCUUCAAGCCAAAGCUGUAACUGCAGGGUACACAACAAAUUCAUUAAAUAUAUGUUAAAAAUAUCUAACCUUAGUAUAUUUAAAGUUUUGCAUCAGGGGUUCUGUUGAACUCGAGCUGUUUGAAGUUACCAUCCUACCGGAAUAGGUAGGAAAGUACAACCUGUAGUAGUUUUGAGUGGCUGUUGCUGAUAGUGAGGAGAGCGUAGCGAGAGAGAGAGGUUCGGUAUUCAUAAGUUAUGUCCUGAUUCAGCAAAGCGCUUUAACACAAAGGCACUAUUCCCAUGCAUUAAAAAAAAUAAAUAAGUCAAGUGCUAUGCCGCUUCAGAUUUUUUCAUGUUUAGUGAGAUACCUACUCUUUGAGGUCCGGUAGAAAAUAAAUCUAUUCAUCUUACUGUUUAAAGGGCACAGAAGAGACUUAAAAGGCAACAGAUCUCCUGAGGGCAUAGAAAAUACUGUGCUUUUUAAUAAAAUACUGAAGCUGCUUGUUAUUACCGGUGUAACACAAAUGUUACUUACCCAGUGGUCUAAAAGUAAGGCAUACACAAAUGUUCCUCAUUUCAGGCGGUUCUACCAGCAAAUAACCGAUUCAAAUACAAAAUUACUCUCUCCUUGUAGAGAAGUAAAUGGAGGCCAAAGCCUGUGUCUCAGCACGAGGGCUCUUCCAGAAGGGCUUUGUUGUGCUCGGGAGUCAGCCCCGUGGUGAGAGGCAGAAUCCUCGUUCCCCUGUUGCAGCGUCUUCCCUGCAGUGAGGCUUGCUGUCCUGCUGUGAGAAUGCUCGGGGGCUGUGUCGCAUGAAGAAGGCGCAACCUCGCGUGGUCUUGUCUGUACCUGCCUUUUUGGAAGGGUUCCAUGGUGUGAACCGUGUCCAAACUCUGCUCAAGCUUUGUCAUGGAGAAGCCUGGCCCCAGUGGUCCAAAUCAGAGCUAGGGUGAGCUGACCAGUAAGGCAGUGUAGACACUUAAUGGGGUCUGAUGCUUGAGCUCAUUUGUUUACCUUUUUUAUUGAGCAGUUUGGGCAUAUCCAGAGUCCAACUGUGUUUUACAAUAGCGCAUGCUUUUGAUUUCUAAAUAGUUAGUUCUUACAAGAGAGUUAAGUAUGAUGCAUAAAUACGCUGAGACUUUUAAAUACUCUAAGGGAACAGUACAUUAUUCUGGUCUUAUACCUUGAGUUUCUAUAAUUUUUUUAUCAGAACCAAGGAGAUAUGCAUGUGGAAACCAAGGGUAUAAUUACAGUUUUAGUUCAUUUCAGCUCUGAAAUGAAUCUAUGGUAAGUUAUAUUUCAGAGCAGAGCUCCAAAACGCUGGCUGCUGCAGACUCACUGGUAUGAGACCCCGACAGAUCUAGCUAUCGGUCUAUAAGCUAGAAUUAAUUUGAUCCUGUAGCUUUUUGAAUGCGCACAAAAAUUUUAGGUAUCUCUGAAAAUGCUGAUUCUGCUUCUUCACGUGUUUUGGCAGGACAUUACUAGCUGUAGGUAUCAAAUAUCCAUAUAAGAGAAAAGAAACUCUUUACAAAAUCACACUUGAAGCCCAUAAAUUGCUGAGUAGAACAACUGAUAGUCAUUCAUGUCUGUCACUGGCAUUAUACCCAUCUUUUUAGUUUAACGUAACAAAAAUAUUUUAAUCGGGGAAAUUGGUUUUUAGAAGCUUUUGUUGGUUUUGUUGUUGGUGGUUGUUUUGUUUAGACUGGUUUACUGGUUAAGAUUGACUGACGCGUUUAAUUUCAGUUGAGUGAAAAAGUGCCACGUACCUGAAUGGCAAAACUCAGAUCAAGGAUGAGAAAGGCCGUCCUUUGGUGAAAAGUCUUGGUUUGUUAAAUGGAUGAAUUAUCUUUCCAGCAAGGUGUUCUAUGUUUCCAUUUAAAGAAAAGUUCAAAUAGUUCAAAACUUCCACUUUGAAAAAUUUCACGUUUUAUUUGGAAAUAGCAAAGCUGGUUUCUAUAAGCUUCGUUCCUUCCUGGGGAUCUUGGGAAAAGAACUCAGUCUUCAGAGUUAUUCAGAACUUUAAAAUACUUCUUCACCAUGAGGUGCCUUAAAGUAUU